CGGUAAGUGGGACGACACUAGAGGGUGGUGGCGCGACAGUAGAAAGAGGAGUACUCCACUCAACGCGAAUACGUACCGUGAUAUAUUACUCAUGAGCUUCUAGUGACGUCAUAUUCAUGCAUAUUCAUUACUCGCUCCGCUCUCGAACCUUUUCAUGCUACCAUUAACAUCGCUCAAGCCUAAUAUUGUAUCCCAGCAUGCAUCACUCAUAACAUGGCCGCUCCAUGAAUGUACGUCCGUAUCACUACGUGGACUGUGUCGAUGCGAAAUAAGCACUAACCAAGGGGACAUCCGCCGACUUGAGCCAAGUCCAACUGUCUACAUGCUGGACGUGACUGGAUCAAUGGUCAACCGUUGGUCAGCCACAGGGCGCUAGCCUUUAUUCGAGACUUGUUUGGCUGCUCCAUUCAUCACCGUGCAGGCUGUGGAUAUUUACGUGAACAGAACAGGAAGGAGCAAACUCUGACGGAUACACCAGUUGAGUCCACACAGUGACGUCACGGUGCUCGAGGACUUGAACUGCAUCGGGAAUUAAGUCAGCCUUGUGUUAUCGUCAUUGAAGCAUCUGCCAUUUUGGGACGUUGGAUAAAGAGAAAAAUCAUCGAUCCUGUAUCGUCAAGCAAGAAGUGACAAGAGACUGAAGACUAAAGAAGACUGACGACAUAGUGGAUGAGAUCGAUGUUCUGUAACAAACUAGAUUGUAAAUUGUAAUUUUUGUGUGGAUUGCAUUAUUAUAUCAGUGCAGCGUAGUUGUUGGUUACCUUUAUUCCCCGGUUGUACUCAAUAGAUUCCAAAUCAUGGAUGUUUCCCAAGUCCCAGAAAAGAAAGCAAACACUCUGAAAGAAGAAGAACAUCAGCAGUCUGGGGGUGGUGGGCAUGGUCUCUCCUCAGCGCAAAAGAGAAUGGUCAUGAUGCAGCAAGCAGCCCCCGAAUCAACCGCUUAUGUUGAAACGAUUGCGGUUCGCACCACCAACCAAAUAGAACCACGGGAUGUUUUCAAGACUCUUACCUCACUGCAUCCCAUACUGACCUCCAAAAUAGACAUGGAUGGAGACAGACAGGAGUUUAUUGUUACUUUGGGUAGCAAUGUGGCCUUCGACGUCAAGCCUGAAGUCUUAGAUGCUGACAAUGAUGUUGAGGAUUACAUCAAGCAGUCAACACCAGUGAUGGAUAUUUUUCACGAGCCUCUCGUUCAGUAUCGGUACUGCAUUCAGGGAGAAAACCACAUCCUUGUACUUCAUAUUCAUCAUUUGAUUGUCGACAUCGUAACAAUUAUCAACAUAUGGAAAGAUGUCCACGGUCUGAUAGAGGGCGCCUCCAACGUUCAAGGAGCUCCAGUAUCACCUACUUCCUAUUCAACAUUUGUAGCUUGGGAGAGCACCGAACGACAAUCAGCACGACACGGAGCUGACCAAGUUUUUUGGAAAGAGACUUUCUCAAGCAUGCCAACUCGGGCAAGUUUGGCUGUUCUUCCCUUGAGCGAGUGUGAAUGGAGUGACGCAAGUGUCUGCAAGGCGAGGCAGGCCAAAAUCAUCCUCCCAAGAGAGUCGACGGAAUCGAUCAGUAAGUACUGCAAGUCGAUUGGCGUGACGCCAUUCAAGUACUAUCUGGCUUGCACCAUGCUGGUUUACCAGCGAUACAUCGGGACUGAAGACGUUACUCUUGCAGUUCCGAUUUCAACAAGACCUCAGGCGCACCAAAACACCGAUGGUCUCUUUGUAAAUACAGUUUUCUUUCGAAAAGUCCUGCGAACCGACAUGACCUUCACAGAUUACGUAAAAGAUGUUGCCAAAAGCUGGAUGGAGACGUACAGUCACUCUCAGUAUCCUCUUGAAGAGGUUGUUAAGAUCGUAAAAGAGGCGCAUGGAAUGAGUAUGUCAUCAUUCUGUUGCAUGAUGUUUGGUAGCUACACCAUGCAGACAUCUAAUGUGAUGCGUAUACCUGCAAAGCACGCCAAGAUGCCUGUAGAAUUUGACGUCAUUUUCAAGAGGGGAGAGGAGACAAUCGAAAUCGUUGUAAAUUGGGCAGAGGAAUUCAUUGAUGCAGGUGUAGCUCAGAGAUUGGCUGAAGGUAUGGUUCAUACGUUCUGUAAAGCCUAUCAACAAGCAGACGAUGUCACGCAGAGCAUUCAAGUCUUAUCUUCUGCAGAGCUGGACCUUCUUGAGUCGUUCAGUCGUCAUCCUGGGGAAAGUCAAACAAUCCCUGAACAACCAGUUCAUGUGGCAUUUGAAGACCACGCUGUCAAGAAUCCAGAGUUGAUCGCAGUGUCUUGUAGAGAUGUUUCUCUUACAUACAAGCAGCUCAAUAUUAUGGCCUCCAGCAUUGCUCAGGGUCUCCUUGAAAACACCGACCAAGUUACACUUCAAAAGAGACCGGUUGUCAUCGCCAUGCAGAAGGAUGAAUACACAGUGGCAUCGGUGCUUGGAAUCUGGAAAGUCGGUGGUCACUUCUUACCUGUUGGAGUUAGUAAUCAGAAUUCAUUGAAGGGAAUCUUUGAGAGGUGUGAGCCAGCCGCUGUGCUCUAUAACACUAGACUCAAGGAUUUAUCAAUUCCCACCACGAAGCAAUGUCCUGUCCUCAACGUCAAGGAUCUCAUCACGUGUCCUGCAGAUGAUAUGGUUCAAAGCAGAUUGGUUGGGAAGACACCUGUGGACAACUUGGCAUAUGUAAUCAGGACCUCAGGAUCGACAGGAAUUCCCAAACAAUGCAGCAUUUCUCACAGGAGCCUUGGUAUUAUAGCUGCAGCCUCUACAAAGAUGUACAACUUACCUGACAUGACAGUGAACUGUCUCCAGUGGGCACCCAUCUCAUUUGCCGUCUUCAUAGCGGAUUUGGUCAGAGCCCUAGUAUCUUCUCCUGGCCGAUUGACUAUCUGUCCAGAUGAAUUCCGGUUGGAUGUCUUCCAGAUACUGGAUCUCAUCCACGAGCAGAAUGUCACUAUGGCAGAGUUCACACCCCAGUUUGCUCGACAGCUUGUGGAGAAUGCCAAGCUCGAUCAGCUGGAAUCCAUCCAACUCUUAAUCAUUGGAUCUGAUGUACUCCAAGUACACGUCUACAGCAGAAUCAAGGAUCUUUUGAAUCCAAAUCAAAGAGUUCUAAAUAGUUUUGGGAUGACAGAGGCUACCUUUGACUCGUCUUUCUUUGAAGGACCAGUUGUGUCAAGGACCAGGAGUGGAAUGGUGCCGAUUGGGAAACCAUUUCCUGGAGUUCGAUUCCAUGUCUUGAAUCCCUCAACCUUACAACCAUGCCCUGUUGGUACAGUCGGUGAACUGUACAUCAGUGGUGAUGUCUUGGCAUCUGGGGAUGCAGAGCUAGUUCACUUGGAGCAUCUUCAAUGUGUGGCACUGAAGACAGGUGAUGCAGCUUACUGGCUGCCAACUGGAGACAUUGAUCUGAUGGGUAGACUGAAUAGCAUGGUCAAACUAAGAGGGUUCAGGAUUAGCACUAAAGAGAUAGAAAACAAGAUACUGCAACUUGUUCCUGGAGUAAAGGCCGCCUGUGUUGUUCCUAUGACUAACAGUGAAGAGUCUGGCAGCACUGAUCAGUCUUUGUGUGCCUUUCUAGUGCUUGAUGAGAGCAGCCAAACUGGUGGUAUCGAGAUAGAUCGCAGAUCUGUUUGCCAAAAGCUACAAGGUGACCUCCCGUAUUACAUGCUGCCUAAUAUUGUCAGCAUCAUAGACGAAGUGCCGCUAACUCCGAACGGAAAGGUAAACUACAAAAUACUUCGGAGUAUCAAUGAUGUUGUCAAGAUGGAGACUAAGAAGGAGACCACGGAUAACACGGUGGAAACUAAAACUGCCUCAACUUUGAGAAUGUUGUUGGCUGAAGCGAUGGGCUUUCCAGACUCAAGUCGAAUUCCAAGUGAUACAACGUUCAUGGAAUUAGGCGCCCACUCUCUCGUCCUGGUACGAUUCUCGGUGCUUCUGAGACAAAAAACAAACUUUGAUGUCAAGAUAACGGAUCUAUGUGAUUAUACAUCCAUACGAUCUCUCGCUGAUUACAUUGAACAGCAAACACGAUAAUUAUAGACGUGCAGCGCAGACGUACCCCCUCAACGGUGGACAUGAGUUCUGGCGAAGAUACAUGACCGCAUAGAACAUUCAAAUUCGAUACUCUGACGUGCGAUAAUAGUGUGUUUCGGUCUCUUCAAAUAAACAAAUAUUUGUUUGUAUUUAUGAUAUUACAGGCCCCCUAAAUCUGAUCUUGAUUAUAGAAACGAAGAAUGGAAAUUGCUCUUCAAAUUUUUAUCAUAGUUAGAGGACCGGAUGUUUUGAUCCCAGCACGAACUUUUGCAAAGGCAAGAAAAAAAUAAAAAAGAAGUAGUUUAAUUAUUAGGCUAAACAGUUGACUCCAGGAGACCAAUUUUUGUUUGUUAGUGGGAAAUUAUUUGGAAGCGCAUUCAUUUUUAAUAUAUUUUUCUUUAACUAGUCGGUAGUAAGGGUUUUAUAAGUUAUUUUAUUUUGUCGAAUCGUCGAAUAUUACUCUUGAAGUCUUUGGUGUAUAUUUGCUCGAUGUUAAGAAACUAUUAGAAUUGUUAUUACUCUCGCGCUAAACAACUGCCUCAACUUUGAGAAUGUUGUUGGCUGAAGCGAUGGGCUUUCCAGACUCAAGUCGAAUUCCAAGUGAUACAACUUUCAUGGAAUUAGGCGCCCACUCUCUUGUUUGUAUUUAUGAUAUUACAGGCCCCCCAAAUCUGAUCUUGAUAAUGUAGAAACGAAGAAUGGAAAUUGCUGUUCAAAUUUGUAUUAUAGUUGGAGGAUUGGAUGUUUUGAUCCAAGCACGAACUUUCGCAAAGGCAAGAAAACAAUAAAAUAGAAAUAGCUUAAUUGUUAGGCUAAAAAAUUGACUCCAGGAGACCAAUUUUUGUUUGUUAGUGGGAAAUAAUUUGGAAACGCAUUCAUUUUUAAUAGAUUUUCUGCAACUAGUCGGUAUACGGGUUUUAUAAGUUAUAUUAUUUUGUCGAAUAUUACUCUUAAGUCUUUGGUGUAUAUUUGCUCUAUGUUAAGAAGUUACCAGCAUUGUUAUUACUCUCGCGCUAAACAAACUGCCUAAACUUUGAGAUAAUAGUGUGUUUCGGUCUCUUCAAAUAAACAAAUAUUUGUUUGUGUUUAUGAUAUUACAGACCCCCCAAAUCUGAUCUUGAUAAUAUAGAAACGAAGAAUGGAAAUUGCUGAUCAAAUUUUUAUUAUAGUUGGAGGAUUGGAUGUUUUGAUCCCAGCACGAAUUUCGCAAAGGCAACAAAACAAUAAACUAGAAAUAGCUUAAUUGUUAGGCUAAAACAUUGACUCCAGGAGACCAAUUUUCGUUUGUUAGUGGGAAAUUAUUUGGAAACUUAUUCAUUUUUAAUAGAUUUUUCUGCAACUAGUCGGUAUACGGGUUUUAUAAGUUAUUUUAUUUUGUCGAAUAUUACUCUUUAAGUCUUUGGUGUAUAUUUGCUUGAUGUUAAGAAGUUACCAGAAUUGUUAUUACUCUCGCGCUAAACAAACUGCCUCAACUUUGAGAUAAUAGUGUGUUUCGGUCUCUUCAAAUAAACAAAUAUUUGUUUGUGUUUAUGAUAUUACAGGCCCCCUCAAUCUGAUCUUGAUAAUGUAGAAACGAAGAAUGGAAAUUGUUGUUCAAAUUUUUAUCAUAGUUGGAGGAUCGGAUGUUUGAUCCCAGCACGAACUUUUGCAAAGGCAAGAAAAAAAUAAAAUAGAAGUAGUUUAAUUAAAUAGGCUAAACAGUUGACUCCAGGAGACCAAUUUUCGUUUGCUGGUGGGAAAUUAUUUGGAAGCGCAUUUAUUUUUUAAUAGUCGGUAGUAAGGGUUUUAUAAGUUAUUUUAUUUUGUCGAAUCGUCGAAUAUUACUCUUUACGUCUUUUGGUGUAUAUUUGCUCGAUGUUAAGACAUUACUGGAAUUGUUAUUACUCUCGCCGCACUAAACAAACCAGCGUCAGAAAAAUAUCGUUGAUUUCACUGACGAUUCAAGUUUGAUAAUUUGUUUGGGCAGAACGAUAUCUUAGAAUGUAGAUUGACUGCAUAAUGGGAGAUCAAUCUUCGAGGCCUAGACUGUGAUCAUCUUGGUCCAAGUUUGGCUAUUUUUUGCAGUAAAAUCUGAGCACUAGUAACAAUGUAAUAAUAUUGUAACGAAGCUUGGCGGUCUAAGGACUUAUAAUUGGAAUGGCUUCAACUCACGGGACAGAAUUUAAUCGGUAGGAAAGAACGGACCAGUGAUGGGGGUAACAGCAACAAUAAACAGAUGAAAUAAAGAUGGAAGAUGGACACGAAA
Molecule: messenger RNA, 6267 nt
Organism: Patiria miniata (bat star)
Lineage: Eukaryota; Metazoa; Echinodermata; Asteroidea; Valvatida; Asterinidae
Product: bacitracin synthase 2-like
Exons: 3
Coding region: 798-4022 (1074 amino acids)
Biological process (GO): amino acid activation for nonribosomal peptide biosynthetic process; secondary metabolite biosynthetic process
Cellular component (GO): cytoplasm
Molecular function (GO): catalytic activity; phosphopantetheine binding
Source: RefSeq, a predicted model, not a curated record